Fusarium redolens is the source of this 1254-nucleotide messenger RNA. RefSeq lists its product as uncharacterized. Gene Ontology annotation, molecular function: ferric-chelate reductase activity. The record is from RefSeq and is a predicted model, not a curated record. The transcript is spliced from 3 exons. Gene Ontology annotation, cellular component: plasma membrane. NCBI's taxonomy places the organism in Eukaryota, Fungi, Ascomycota, Sordariomycetes, Hypocreales, Nectriaceae. Gene Ontology annotation, biological process: copper ion import; iron ion transport; intracellular iron ion homeostasis. Bases 1 to 1254 code for a protein of 417 amino acids.
AUGGGAAGUGUCAUCCUUUUUCUGCUCAUCUCUUCUUUCUCGUAUUCCAUUGCUCAAGUAGUAUACAACCAUGUCCGUCGUUUCUUUCUCCGUCAAAUCUAUUUUUCCCUCCUGCCCCGGUGGCUUGGUGGAUGUCUUCGAAUGUCAAGAUACUGCGGAUUGCUGAUGAUUAUUUAUGUCAACGCCAAUGUAUGCCUGCUUGUCGUUGACAUGAAAGAUGGCUCUGACUUCACACGAAGACUUGGAAGAGCUGCAUUGAUAAACCUCGUCCCUCUUUGUGCGGGUGGCCGAUUCAACCAAAUCGCACAUGUUCUUUCAAGUCGGCCAGAUAACUAUCUCACUUUGCAUAAAUGCAUCGGUCUGGUUUUCAUCAUUGAAGCUUCUCUACACUCCAUUCUCUCAUGGCUGCUGGAUGGUUUUUCCAAACCCUUGGCUCUUAGAAGCUUUAGUGGUACUAACAAUUUGAAGGCUGCCAGCUCAGUUGGUGCACUCGUAUUAUUGUCAAUUCCUGUUCUAUGGAAAUGGAUGUACGAGCCUUUAUCAAUAUUACACCUCGCUCUUUCAGUCACAAUGAUCACUAGUCUCUGGUUUCAUCUACCAUCAGCAAGCAUAACACAGAUCCCUAGGCUCUACCUUAUUCUCGCAAUAUCGAUCUUUGCGUUGAUCAAGUUAAUCUUCUUUUUGAAACUCCUUUUUCUCAACGUCUCAACCGAACUUAUUUCUACCGCUACUAUUCAGCAGGUUGGGGAGAAUGGCAUAGAAGUCCGGGUGACUAUGCCGCGACCCCUGAGGUUUCGUGCCGGCCAGUUCGUGUUCUUAAGUAUUCCACGACUUGCCUUGUUCCAAUAUCAUCCUUUCCAAGUGGCCUGGGAGUACCUAAGUGACAAAAGUGAUGGCGGACGACAGGUAAUUGUGAUUAUCAUCCAGCCUCGUCAUGGUUUCACUAGUCGACUUCGUCUGGCGGUUCCUUUCAAAAGAUACACAGCCCUUGUAGAAGGGCCAUACGGAAACCCUACCAAACUUGAUCAAUACGGAACUGUUUUACUCUUCGCUACAGGGAUUGGCAUUGCGGGGCAACUGCCAUAUAUGAAUGAGCAACUACGAUUGUAUAGAGAAUGGCGAACGAAAACCCGGAGACAUGUGCUGUAUUGGGAAAUUGAUGCCGAAGAAUAUAGGUACUGGGUAAACGAAUGGAUCAACGAGAUCCUGUCAUGGAAUAUCGAUUACGUUAGUAUCACCCAGCCAGGUCGUUGA